Salvelinus sp. IW2-2015 is the source of this 4094-nucleotide messenger RNA. NCBI's taxonomy places the organism in Eukaryota, Metazoa, Chordata, Actinopteri, Salmoniformes, Salmonidae. The record is from RefSeq and is a predicted model, not a curated record.
CAUAGUUGGGAUGCCCAACGCCACUUCUGCAUGAGCGUUGGAGAGGCUGGGAUCUGGCAUGCAUUGGUUGCUAAAGAUGUGAAAAUGGCGGAGUUACAAAUGCUUUUGGAAGAGGAGAUUCCAGCUGGACGUAGUGCUUUAUUAGAUAGUUUUACCAAUUUAGAAAGAGUUGCCGAGUAUUGCGAAAGCAACUAUGUUCAGUCACCAGAUAAGCACAGAGCGUUGGAGGAGACUAAGAACUACACCACCCAGUCCCUGGCCAGCGUAGCCUACCUGAUCAACACCUUGGCCAACAAUGUCCUGCAGAUGCUUGACAUUCAGGCCUCCCAGCUCCGCCGCAUGGAGUCCUCCAUCAACCACAUCUCACAGACAGUGGACAUCCACAAAGAGAAAGUGGCAAGGCGGGAGAUUGGCAUCCUGACCACCAAUAAGAACACCUCUCGCACGCACAAGAUCAUUGCUCCGGCCAAUCCAGAGAGGCCGGUGCGUUACAUCCGCAAGCCAAUCGACUACAGCCUGCUGGAUGACAUGGGCCACGGAGUCAAGUGGUUGCUAAGGUUUAAGGCCAGUGCUCAGAACAUGAAGGCUGGAGCCGCAGGUCUCCCUCGCACCAACCCACCCACACAGAAGCCGCCCAGCCCACCCAUGUCAGGGAAGGGAACCAUUGGGCGCCACUCCCCCUAUAGGACACUCGAGCCGGUGCGUCCUCCCGUUGUCCCUAACGACUACGUCUCGAGCCCGACGCGCCAUGGCAACAUGGCGCCCCCACAGCAGAGCCCUGCACGCACUGCGUCUGUUAAUCAGAGGAACCGCACGUACAGCAGUGGCAGCAGUGGAGGCAGCCACCCCAGCAGCAGCAGCCGCAGCAGCAGCAGAGAGAAUAGCGGCAGCGGCUCCGUGGGCUUGCCUAUCGCCGUGCCAACGCCUGCCCCGCCCCCCACAGCAUUCCCAGAUGGUGCAGGUACCGCCCCUGCCCUUCCCAACCCUGCUAAGCCACCUCCCACUACCACCACUACUCCCGUCCCACCUGAUGGCCUCCCUGUACUCUCUCUAGCUCCUAACCCCUCCCCCACCCCCCCUCCUGAGGGUCCACCUGUGCCCCCUCCCCCACCCCAGCUCCCCACUGCUGUCACUAGCACCGGCCCUGCUGCUUUCAGCACCCCUGCACAAGGUGCCCCCCAGUUCUUCAGCAUGAACCGACCGGUGCAACCACAGAACCCUCCUGCGGUGGGGGGGUCUCUGCCGUACCGCCGGCCCGCGUCAUUGACGGGCCAGCCCAACUCCAACAUGCCCCUGGUCCUAAACCAGCCUCAACCCAACGGAGGACCCCACUUCAACCAGGUCCCAGCAGGUCCUCUUGUUGCCCCCCCUCCCCCCUCCAUGCAGAUCACUCCCCAGCUCCCUCUGAUGGGCUUUGUGGCUCGGGUACAGGAGACCAUCUCAGACGUGCCCCCUCCCCCGCCUCCCGUAGAAGAAGCUGUGUUUGAGGAACCCACCCCACCCCCUCCACCUCCAGAGGACUAUGAGGAUGAUGAGGAGGAGGAAGAGUCAGCUGUGGUGGAGUACAGUGAUCCCUACGCAGAGGAGGACCCCCCGUGGGCCCCACGCACCUACAUGGAGAAAGUGGUGGCGAUCUACGACUACGCGGCGGACAAGGAGGACGAGCUGUCCUUCAACGAGGGCGCCAUCAUCUACGUCAUCAAGAAGAACGACGACGGCUGGUACGAAGGAACAAUGAGUGGCACCACCGGCCUCUUCCCCGGGAACUACGUCGAGUCCAUCAUGCACUAUGUCGACUGAGGAAGAGGUUAUAGGAAGGUCAAAGACUUUGUUAGGCAGAGCAUGAUCACGUUGAGGAAGUCAACGAGGAAGAGACAAGCGUUCAUGAAGAGUAUACAACUAUCCUCAACCGGUCUACCAGAUGAAGUACAUUGUACAACGGCCACUUGUAGAUAUUCCCUGUGUUUUUGAAUGAUAUGAGACUGUAUGGUGGUGGUUUUUGUAUGUACUAUUAGGGCUUCAUUUUGUCUUUACUAUUAUUAUAAGGAAGGCCACAAGGAUUAUUGUGAUUUAAAAAAAAAAAAAUCUCAUUUCCUUUUGCCGUUUUGCGCUUAUUUUAACAUUUUUUAUUUAUUUGGACCAUGUAUUAUAUAGGGAGGGAUGGUACGGCGGGCAGGGCUGCUGAUUUAAGGAUAGAAAUAGGUGUCAGAUGAUCCCGAUGAAGUUCUCUACUCUCAACCCAAGAGAAGACGCUAGAUGAGAAUGCUUUUUCCAAUAUUUUCUCUCCUGACAUUCCCAGAGCCUUUCUAGACUCAUAUUUUAUGUUAUUUAAAACCAGGAGCUCCUAUUGGUUAGUGGGAUGAGGAGAUGGACUGUUGCUCUUGAACUUUAUACGAUGUCAAGUUUGGCGACAUAACAAAGCUGACAGUCCCUGACAAGACAAGCACAUACUUUGUCUACAUUUGACAAAACAUAGACAUUAGUGGUGGGGAAAAAACUAUGAAACUGAUGUUUUUAGCUCUUCUGAACACCCAUUUUGAAACUCUCUUCAGUUUGGAUUCAGUAGUUAAUGAAUUGGUUCUGGCCCCAGGCUAGCUAGGGCAGCUUAGAACACUAGGGCUUAGAGCAUGCUCAGUCACUACUGCACUUGCCUCACGUCACAGGCCAGUUCUAGUAUCAGGAUAGAUAGGUAGAGCAGUGUUUCUCAACCUUUGCUCCCUGAGAUGGCUAGCUCUAAUUGAAGACGUUGGCUUCAAUGGCACAAAACAAGUUUGAGAAACACUGAGAUAGCCGUCUGGCCUAAAGUAGAAAGGAUAACUCAAAUUGCAAAAUUAGUGAGUCUUAAGUCACUGCCUCACUUUGUAAUCAAGACAGAGAAGAGAUUGACUUUGUCUGUCUUGGUAGAGGGACUGUCAGGAAGCCUCCUUUUAGGUAGACAAAUACUCUGCCACUCAUUUGCAUCAACGAUUUCGAUAUUUGAUUCUUAUUGUAGGGUGGCAGACUGCAUGUUUUUGGGAAAAAAAUGAUUCAUUAGUCUCCUUUUCUGCUAUAUUAUUCCUGUCUUAAUAUUUUAGAUAUGGUGUGGUUAUUGGUUUGGUUUUAAAUAUUCACCCAUAUUACCAUCAUUGACAGGUGGUUUCAUGACGCAUUUAUAGGAGGUGAUAAAGGAAGCUUGUGCCAUAUUGAAGUGUGUGAGUGCGCGUGUGUCUAAGGUAUCACUUCCAUUUGCAAUAAAAAUAGCCAGUGGGAUGGGUUUGAAAAUGUAGAUCUUUGAGUUUGGAAUUGAAAGCACAUACAUUUGUAGUAAGAUAGUUAAUUGUUACUGAAAUAAAAUGAUAAAAAGCUGUAUUACUGCCUCAGAUGAGGACUAAUUAAAAUGAGCAUAAAAGCCAGCCGUUGAUUGUAGAAAUUAACCAACAAACCGGCACCAAAACCUUUCAAUGGGUUCAUCAUGCUGAAACUGAUGCAUUGAGUGUUUGAGGUAGAAAUAUUAUUUCCAAUGUGCUUGUCUGUCAGUCAAAUCCUUUAUUUUUUAUUAAAAGUGGGUCUGUUCUUGCAUGCCAUUUAUCUUAAUACUGUAGUGGUGUCUGAAACCCAGUUGGCCCUUCAAGGCAGCCCCAGAACUGGACCCUAGGGGCACAGUCAGCAGAGCACAACUUUAUUGAAUAUUCAGAUAUGUUAUGUAGAAUAAACAUGCCUCUGACAUGUAGCAUAAGGACUCAUGUCAGCUCUAUUCAGGACAAUUCUAUCUGCAAUGUUCCACAACGCUGUGCAACGCWAAAUGCAACCCCAGGUACUACUAAACCAGCCUCAUCCAAAGACUAAAGUGUAAGCUAAAUCCAUGUCAACGUCUGAAGAUCAAUAAAGUUAUGGGAUUUGACUACUCCAGGAGGAGCCAUUCAUUUAAUGUGUAAAUGGAGAAUAUAAGUGUAAGAACAAGUGUUCUAUUCCCUCAGCCCAAGAUCUCUCUGGAUAUCAAGUUAAGUAAAACAGUCCAUGCCAUUGUGUUGCACAGUAAAAAAGUUUAACUUUAGAAAUAAAUAUCAUAUUUGUAAAACCAUGAGAACAAAAACCAAUAAAACAAUUAAGAUUUA